CCAACAGCUACACCUACAUAUAAACAGUAUGCUUCGAGCCACGCAUUUGAGUAGUUUUGUUUUCAGUUACCAAAAUGCGACUCUACGUUGGCUUUCUGUUGGUUUUGGCCGCUAUUUUCAUGCUUGCCUUAAUCACUUGUGCUGAUUCAUCUGGAAAAUCCCGAAAUCGAGAGGAUCGUUUCGACCUAGAGAUCGAGAGAUUUAAUAACCAAGAAAGUGACAAGCUAAUGGCGUCAUGUGAAAGUACGGAGAGUGUGGAAGCCAAUAGCUGUCAGGGGAAACAAAAGAGCCACAAGAGAAAGUCAUUUAAAUUCGCUGUUUAGGAAUAAACAGCUGAGAAUACUGUGCUCAAUAAAAAUCUACUUGUAAAACAUACUAUAAA
Molecule: messenger RNA, 382 nt
Organism: Drosophila erecta
Lineage: Eukaryota; Metazoa; Arthropoda; Insecta; Diptera; Drosophilidae
Exons: 1
Coding region: 75-323 (82 amino acids)
Source: RefSeq, a predicted model, not a curated record